UUUUCAGAGGUGCAAGCUCUGCUCCCAUAAGCGGCGCUGAGCCUUUUCCCGGGAGGAAGCCGAGAAGCGCUCCGUGAUCUCGGAAUCCGGGCGUCCCGCUUCGCCUCAGGCCUAGAGGGGAGGCGCGGGGGCAAGGCGGCUCUUUCCCCGACGGCGGAGAGGAGGAAGGGGCUGGCGGGAGAAGCCGCGAGCCAGGCCGGUUGCUAAGCGUUUGGGAGGCCGCCGCCGGUGGAGGAGCAGAAGGAGGGAAAGCGACCCUCGGAGUAGCUGCCUCCGCCGUCGGGGAAGGGAGGGGAGGGUUCCCGCCCUUGGAGAUGGCGCCUCCGCCGAUGGUCUGCCCGGACGACCCCCUGGCCACCGAGACCCGCCCGCCGCAGGCCUGGGAGGGGGACCAUGAGAAGCUGGCCAAGAUUCAUUUUAAAAUUUUAAAAGGACAUUCAGCAGCUGUGACCUCCUGUCAUUUCUGUUUUGAUGAAACAAAAGUUCUUUCAGGCUCUUAUGACAGCACAGUGAAACUCUGGGAUAUUGCCGGUGCUGUCUGUAUUCAGACCUUUGAAGGUGAGCACACUGGGCCCAUUUCUGAAUGCUGCCUGAGUCCUGAUAAUAAAAGGUUGAUAACAGCAUCAUAUGAUAAAAGUCUAAGGGCCUGGGAUACUGAAACAGGGAAAGUGCUUUGGACUCUAGAGCAGGAUGGCCUUGUGACUUCAUGCCAUAUUUCUCACGAUGGCAAGUACGUCGCCUCCAGUUCAGAUUUGGAAAAUGCUUUAUUCAUUUGUGGUGUAGAAGAUGCGAAAAAGGUGGCAUAUGUCAGAGAGUAUCACAGAAGCACAGUGAGAAGGUGUCGCUUUGAUCCUCAGAACCAACGAAUAGCUACAGUGUCAUCUGACAUGUCUUUUAAAAUUCUGGGAUAUUAUAGCACAGUCUACCACAGUCCACAAUUGAGCGCAUCGCUUGUGGUGUCUGGAGGUUAUGACAAAACAAUCGUUAUCUGGGACUCACGAGAGGCAUAUAAAAAGCUAUGUUUAAAGGGUCAUGCAGGUUGGGUGACAGACAUUGCCUUGAGUAGCAACAAGAAGUGGCUUGUAUCUGCCUCAAAGGACUGUACUUUGAGAGUUUGGGACGUUGCAGAUGCCCAUGAAGUCCCUGUGGUGGUCCAAGCCAUUAGAACAAGAGGCUCCAAGUUAGCAAAGUGUGAAGAAUGUAAGAAGUCUUUCCUGCUCUUCCACAAUGAUGAAGACAAAGUAGAAAUCAAUUGUGUUUUCUGUCGGCUGGCAAGUUACAAAGAAAGUGUUCCGCCAGAUCCCCCUCCAUUGCCUCCACUGCCUCCUGAUUUUUAAAGGAAUCAGCAACAGGCCAUUGCUGGAAAUUUUUUAAGCGAUAAAAGUUAUUUGCCUGCA
This is a messenger RNA of Podarcis muralis (Common wall lizard), 1397 nucleotides long. NCBI's taxonomy places the organism in Eukaryota, Metazoa, Chordata, Lepidosauria, Squamata, Lacertidae. The record is from RefSeq and is a predicted model, not a curated record.